AAAGUCACUCCCUUCUUCAGUUCUCAGCCCCGAUCGCCAUUGCCGUCAAUCCUCUGCCAUUCGCCGGCCGGCCACCGGCCACCUCCCGCCUCCGAUCAUCUCCAUCCUUUCUCCAUCCAGUCCUUCAUCCCUCAUUCCCAUUCCUUUGCUUGGAAGUGAAGCAGGGCAUCGAGAACCGCAGCCAUGAAUGCCCCCGAUCGCUACGAGCGCUUCGUCGUCCCCGAGGGCACCAAGAAGGUUUCCUAUGAGAGAGACACGAAGAUCGUCAAUGCCGGCUCUUUCACCGUUGAACGCGAGGACCACACCAUUGGCAACAUCCUUCGCAUGCAGUUGCACAGGGAUCCGAAUGUGCUCUUCGCCGGGUACAAGCUGCCGCAUCCUCUUCAGUACAAGAUCCUAGUCCGGAUUCACACUACAAACCAGUCAUCCCCGAGCCAGGCGUAUAACCAGGCGAUCAGUGAUCUUGAUAAGGAGCUUGAGCACUUGAAGAAAGUAUUUGAGGAAGAAAAGAGCAGAUACGAAGUCAAACCGAGAGAUUACUAACCAGACGCUACUUGUGCAGUCCCUUGUUGUCAUGUCUAAAACUGGUUCUGUGCAUUUUACUUCAUAAGAUUAGCCAUACAAUCAACGACUUUUUAUUUGGGAUAAUAUGAAGUUUUUGUGCACUCUAAUUUGAUGUGAAGCUUUGUUUUACUCA
Molecule: messenger RNA, 697 nt
Organism: Dioscorea cayenensis subsp. rotundata (Guinea yam)
Lineage: Eukaryota; Viridiplantae; Streptophyta; Magnoliopsida; Dioscoreales; Dioscoreaceae
Product: DNA-directed RNA polymerases II, IV and V subunit 11-like
Exons: 5
Coding region: 184-543 (119 amino acids)
Biological process (GO): transcription by RNA polymerase II
Cellular component (GO): RNA polymerase II, core complex
Molecular function (GO): protein dimerization activity; DNA binding
Source: RefSeq, a predicted model, not a curated record